Molecule: messenger RNA, 1722 nt
Organism: Fusarium vanettenii 77-13-4
Lineage: Eukaryota; Fungi; Ascomycota; Sordariomycetes; Hypocreales; Nectriaceae
Exons: 2
Coding region: 1-1722 (573 amino acids)
Biological process (GO): sucrose catabolic process
Molecular function (GO): sucrose alpha-glucosidase activity
Source: RefSeq, a predicted model, not a curated record
AUGACGGUGAAAAGCUGUGUCCCCCGCCCGCGGUGGCACCCAUCUCCGACUUAUCAUCUCAAAGCUCCCCAAGGCUGGAUCAACGACCCUUGCGCUCCGGGUUUUGAUACCUCGACAGGCACAUAUCAUUUGUCAUACCAAUGGAACCCGAACUCGUGUGACUGGGGCGAUAUCGCCUGGGGACACUUUACAAGCUCGGACGGUCUGCACUGGAAGCAUAAUGGGGACCGGCCGAUCCUGGAACCUUCAGAGUCUUACGACGACAAGGGAAUCUUCACAGGAUGCUUCUAUCCCACGGGUCUGCGGGGAGAGAAGGGACAGUUGACAGUGGUGUACUCAUCCAUCACCAACCUUCCCAUCCACUGGACCCUGCCAUAUGCUCGCAACUGCGCUGGUCUGGCAGUAGCAACGUCAGAUGAUGGAGGUAAGACAUGGAAGAAGAGCGAGAAAAAUCCCAUUCUCCAUGGUGAGCCCGAGGGUCUCGACGUUAUAGGCUUCCGGGACCCUUUUCUUACAGAAUGUCCUGCCCUGGACGAGCUUCGGGGAGAAAAGAGCUUAUACGGCUUUAUGUCCGGAGGUCUUGUCAAGGGCGGACCUACAGUAUUUCUAUACGCUGUCGCACCAGAUGACUUGACCAAGUGGACCUAUCUCGGUCCCUUUGUUGAUGUUCCAACUGGCUUCCGCCCAUCUGGGCGCUGGAGUGGUGACUUCGGCGUCAACUGGGAAUGUGUCAACUACAUGACACUUCAUAAUGAGUCUGAAGAGGCUCAGUUCCUACUUAUGGGAACCGAGGGUGGAGAGAAGCCUGGUGUCAAGGAUAGAAGUGGUGUUUGGUCCUUGUGGAUGGCCGGCGCACUCGAGAACACCUCAGAAGGUCCCAAGAUGAAGCAUGACUAUAGUGGCAUUCUGGACCACGGUUGUCUUUAUGCACCAAACUCAUACGAACACCCUGUUACAAAAAGCAGAAUCGUUUGGGGGUGGCUCAAGGAAGAUGAGUUGACCUUGCCUCGUCGAGAGUCAAAGGGCUGGACUGGUUACUUCUCCCUGCCACGGGAGCUCUUCUUGUAUACUGCCGAGAAUGUCACCAGAGGGCUCAAGUCGUCCUUGGAAGACAUUCAGUGCGUCAAGAUAAUGGACGACGGCAGUCAAGGAAAGGCAAAGAGGGUUCAAACACUUGGAAUACGGCCCCUCCCCAACAUUGAAUCACUCAGGCUGGGUGAACCCGCCUUUUGGUCUCACUUGGCUACCAAGAACAAGAGCGGAAAGCUGUUGGAAACGCAGUCUGUCAGCUGGGAGUUGGAGGCCACCAUCAACAUCUCGGCAGCUCAACAACGUCUUGGCUUCUGGAUCCGUCACGACAAGGACGCGACUCAGAAGACUGCCAUCUACUUCUCGCCUGAAAAGGAGGAGAUUGUAGUCGACAGGGUUGAGUCUAACCAAGAGGCAGACAUCAAGAAGGAUGAAGUCUCGGGGCCCUUUACUCUGUUUUACUUGGAUAGGAACGGAUCCGAAGAGCUUGAGAAGUUGCGACUUCGCAUCUUCUGCGAUGGCGAUAUUGUUGAGGUCUUUGCCAACGAUCGCUUUGCCUUGUCGACCAUGGUGUACGCCGACUCGAAGGAGUGCACGGGUAUCAGUUGGUUUGUCGAAGGCGAGGGCUCAGAGGAAACGGUCUUUGAGUCUAUUAAGUUGUGGGAAAAUAUGUCUGAAGUGAUUGUAUCGUAA